Messenger RNA from Galendromus occidentalis (western predatory mite), 2241 nucleotides. Its product is annotated as serine/arginine repetitive matrix protein 1-like. The record is from RefSeq and is a predicted model, not a curated record. The coding region runs from base 1 to 2241 and encodes 746 amino acids. The transcript has 6 exons. Lineage: Eukaryota; Metazoa; Arthropoda; Arachnida; Mesostigmata; Phytoseiidae.
AUGGCUUGGAUUCAAGCGGGCGUGCUCAGCGCGGUGCUGUCGCUGUGUGCCGGACAGUACCCGUUUGGCGACACCGGGAGCUUCGAACCUUUCACCAAUUUCAAUCAGUACGCCCAGAAUAACGGCAGAACGACGAAUGGGGGUUUCCGCGCUCCGUCACGGAGUUUUGCUUCCCCCGCGAGCGAUGGCGGUAACUACGAUGUAAGCAAAUCCUUCAAUUAUGAUCGAGAGAGCCUGAAUGGAAACCCAAUCAGUGAUACAGCGUUCGCUCCACGAGGCAUUCAGACAUCGAAGUACAGUUUCGAUGAAGGUCGUCAAAUUCCAAGCGUCAGCCAAAACGGGUUCCGGAUACCAAUCUCGUCAUACCCCACGACCACAGAACGCCCUCGAUACUACGAGCCACCGGCGGUGACCUACCAACCGAGACCCAUCCAGGUGCCCACCUAUCAAGCUCCGCCUUACCAACAAUCCGUAGCCCCACGAUACCAGGCGCCCACUCCUGUUCCGCAGUAUGCGCCCCCUUCCCCUCAGUAUACACCUCCCCCCGCGCGAUAUUCGCCCCCUCCAACUUCCCAGUACGAAGCUCGACAAUUCCAACCGGAGCCGGCUCCCGUGCAGUAUCGGCCUCCCGCUCAACCAGCUCCGGUGCAGUAUCGACCACCGGCUGAGCCCCAGCCCCGACCACGGCAAUACGCACCCCCUCAAGUUGAGGCUCCGGUUUAUCAGCCGACGCCGCGUCCCUACCGGCCGCCCGUCCGACAGAGAAUCCAACCCGAGCCACCUCAAGAGGAGCCCUACCGACCCCCGAAGAACAUCGUAUCUGCUCCGAGCCGAUCGAGGAAUGAAGUCACCGAGAAACCUUCAGUACUUCAUCCAGCCGCGCCGGUUCAUUACGUCAGCAUCGGACAGAGACUCGAAGGUGAUUACAAGUUCGGUUACGAUACGGGCAAGGCUUCGAACGGGGACGAGUCGUUCAGGAGAGAGACCCGAGAUCCGGAUGGUACCGUGAGGGGCUCGUAUGGAUACAUAGACUCAAACGGAAAACAGAUCGUUGUCCAUUACGAGGCCGGAAGAGAAGGAUACAAAGUUCUUUCGGAAGCCGAAGCGAAGCAGAGAGCAGAACAGGCUCAACGUAAUGCCGCGCAACCUCGACCGGUGGUCCAGGCUCCAGUGCAACAAUAUGAAGCCCCUCUAAGGCAGCCGGUCCCGACAUCGCAACCGGAAGGAAUCCCGCCGCGACGGAUCCGACGCGUCAAGAAGAGGAGGAGAGAAAGGAGAGCUUUGGAUGACGAUGACGAACCCGAGGAAAACACGACCCAGAGAGAUUUCGGCUCGAGAGUUGCCGGGACAGGAUCCCUACGCCCAACUGGAUCCCCUCGCGUUCGUACGGAGAGAACUCGACGACCCCUGAACCCUGACGGGAGGAGCCUCCGACCAACGCCCUCCACUCUCAGGGAGCGUCCUCUCCGCAGAAAAGUCGUUGUUCGAACGACCACCCCGCUCCCGCAACCCACCGCGCGUCCGACCGUUCCCAGACGCCAAAUUAUCCCCUCGGUUCCCGCGAGCACUCCGGCUACCUAUGAGGAACCGAUGAUUCAGCCUCAGCCCAAGAGAAGAAGGAAGGUCCGAAGGAAAUUCAGAACUACAGCCGCUCCGGAGCUCCACCAGCUGCAAGCGCCCGCUCCCCAGACGGCAGCCCCCUCUCCGACGCUUCCGACCUCGCCACAGGGUCCGACGGGGCAGCUACCGGCUCAUGUGCUACCGCCGACAUUCUUGCAAGCCCCCGCGACGAAUCAGUCUCACUUCUUGAAUAGCUACAAUAAUAUCCAAACCCAUACGAACAAUCCGUACGUGCAGCACGUAAACAGUCCGCAGUCGCUGUACGAGCAGCUGACCAGCUCAAUCUACCAGGAAGCGGGUCGCGUGAGCCCUUCGAGGAAUUUCGUCGCCCAACCACAGUAUAACAAUGUGCCGAAUCCGCAGUAUCAACCGACUGCGUACCAAAAUAUCCAGUACGGGUCCGCGAACUUCCAGCCGCAGUUUAGAAAUGCGCAGACACAAUACAAUCAGUUUCCGCAAUUCCAGCAUAAUGCCUACCAACAGUAUCCCCAGCCGCAAUUCCAGCAGAGUCGCUACCAACCCCGAUAUGUCCAUCCUCAAAGCCAAGACCUGUACUCGUACCCUUCCGAUAUCGAAUACAGUCGGAACCUUCUCUCAUACGACAUCGGAGCCGCUCAGUAG